GGUUCAAAUCUUCAAUGAUCCAUAAGUUUACAUAAAUUCCAUUUCAUACAUAGUUUACACGGUCUACAUAAUUGACUUUACGUUGUUAACGCGUAAUGAAGACUAUAUUUUACGCGCAAACACACGACCCUGCCGCUUAUUUUCGGAGCGUAGGGUAUAUAUGCAUACGUUCACGCCGCAAACUAGCGACACCUGGGUCAAACAGUCUCGAUCGAGUCACCUCGACUUCGUUGAAUGCGUCUUACGCGUCGAAUGCGCGAAUGAUUAGAUUCACUCUACUCGCUUGCCUGCUAUUAUUUUCAUCGUCGUUUCCCGUGAAAUUGCCACGAUCGGCAGGGGAAGGGACGGAAAUGUCAAGAAUGCUCGCGGUAGACUUCGAGGUCUUCGGCGUCGUGCAAGGUGUCUUCUUCAGGAAGUACACGCAGAAACGUGGUAAGGAGCUGGGUCUGAAGGGAUGGUGCAUGAACACCCCAAACGGUACCGUGAUCGGCCACUUGGAGGGAGAAAGGGCGCAGGUCGAGGAGAUGAAACAGUGGCUUCGCCACACCGGAAGUCCUCAGUCGCGAAUCGACAAGGCGGAAUUCCGCAACGAGAAGGAAAUCUCGCAGCCGACGUUCUCCAACUUCGAAAUCCGGAAGUAGCUUGGUGUUCUCUGAAAACAAGCAAUAUAAUCACAUAAAUUAACAUUCAAGUUUUUAUGUAAGUCGCGUCAGCUUGUAACAAAGCUGUAUUAUUUAAAUAAAUAUAAUAGCACAAUUUUA
Molecule: messenger RNA, 761 nt
Organism: Solenopsis invicta (red fire ant)
Lineage: Eukaryota; Metazoa; Arthropoda; Insecta; Hymenoptera; Formicidae
Product: acylphosphatase-1
Exons: 4
Coding region: 96-641 (181 amino acids)
Molecular function (GO): acylphosphatase activity
Source: RefSeq, a predicted model, not a curated record